Molecule: messenger RNA, 1524 nt
Organism: Colletotrichum godetiae
Lineage: Eukaryota; Fungi; Ascomycota; Sordariomycetes; Glomerellales; Glomerellaceae
Product: putative glycosyltransferase
Exons: 4
Coding region: 1-1524 (507 amino acids)
Cellular component (GO): plasma membrane
Molecular function (GO): hexosyltransferase activity
Source: RefSeq, a predicted model, not a curated record
AUGUCAAUCCCCCAGCGCCGGUUCAGGUUUACUCUUCUAGACAUCAUCAUUCUGCUUUGCGGGACCAUCUGCAUCCCUUGGCCUAUUGUCAGCUUCUGGAGCUCUGCAAUUGGCCUUCGUGUUAUCCUGUACGGCAACGCGGAGCAGCCUGUUUACCCCUAUUUUCGACCUCGGGGAUGUCUGCCGGAGCUCGCGUCUACAACAGCGCUUGCUAUCUUCAUGCGCAACGAAACCCCAAUUCCAACUAGUUGCCUGAAGCACUUUCGCUUUGUCUUACUCAGCGACACCGAUCACUUGGACGUGGCGCAUACUGAACAAGAAGCCCUCGCCCAGCAUGCCGUGUAUCUGAGCAAGGGCAUGGCUAAAACUCCUAUGUAUCGCCGCCGCGAUAGAAACACCCGUUACAAGGCUGGUAGUCUCAAAGACUACCUCGACAACCAAUCCAAAGGAGACAACUUCUUCGUCACUCUGAAUUCAGAUAGCGCCAUGAGCGGCGAUAGGCUCUGCCGUCUGAUAUCUAGCAUGGAAAGAGACCCUCAUAUAGGCUUGUUGCAGACCAUAGUCAUCGGAAUGCCCGCAGUCAGCGCUUUCACACGGCUCUACCAGUUCGGCCUGCGUCAUGGAGUGCGGACCUACAACAUGGGAUUCAGCUGGUGGGCUCACGACUGGGCCCUGUACUGGGGCCACAACGCUAUCAUUCGCACCAAGGCCUUCCACGAGCAUUGCAUGGUCCGGGUGCUCCCUAUCGAGACGGAAAGCUACGAGACUAAUCCGCCUACCUUUCUCGACUUCCUAUGUCGCGAGCUCCGCUGGUGCCUGGGGACAAUGCAGUACUGGUUUAUGCUGAGCGAACCUGGCAUCCACCCCAUCAGCCGCUUUGAGGUGUAUCAGACCUUGACCACGUAUAUCGGUCAAGCUUGCUGUGUUUUGAUGAGAUUGGCAUGCGUCGCGAAGGAGGUCAUGGGAGAACCAAGGAUUGUUCAAAUGAGCCUCGUAUUUGGCUGGACUCUACACCUUGUUCUCGCUGCCUUCGGCAUGUUCCCCAAACUCGCCGGCGUCUUUGAAGUGGUUAUAACGUCUUCCAGGUGCUACGGUGGUAGUUUCCGCUGCAUCCUAUCAACUCUGAUGGAGUUGUUCCUGAUGACGCUCAUCACCCCGAUCACGGCUAUGGUCGUUGCGGUGUUCUUGGGCGGCCUGCUUAGAGGCAAGUCUAUUACAUGGGACGGGCAAAACCGCGAUCGGCUUGGUCUCAGCUGGCGCGAUAGCUUCCGUGUUUUGUGGCCGCAGACCAUUCUUGGCUUUGGAAUCUUGCUCGCUGUUCAAGGCACUGCCACGCUUGCAUGGGCUAUUCCGUCAGCCGUUGGCCUCUUGCUUGCGGUACCCAUCGCUGUAAUCACGACGUCGUCCCAUUUCGGGAAUAUGGUCACUUCUAUGCGCCUAUUUGAGAUUCCUGGAGAGACUCAGCUCCCGCCCUUGUUGUCUAAGUUGCUUCCAACAGAGGUUGAAAUGAAGAAGUUGAGUUGA